Lolium perenne is the source of this 1478-nucleotide messenger RNA. RefSeq lists its product as uncharacterized. NCBI's taxonomy places the organism in Eukaryota, Viridiplantae, Streptophyta, Magnoliopsida, Poales, Poaceae. Gene Ontology annotation, biological process: cell surface receptor signaling pathway. The record is from RefSeq and is a predicted model, not a curated record.
UUUCCUUCAAGAACAUGGUUAGCUAUACAUUCUCCAAUUAACUAUACACCCUCUCCUACCGGAAUCCUCGAUCGAUCUCGUCUUGCAUUCGUGCUUGGCUGGCUGUGUCAUGGAGGCAGUGGGCACGAUCGUGAAGGUGGUGCAGGAGAUCGUGAAGGCGGCGGAGACGGCCCGCCAGAACAGGAAACGGUGCCUGGACCUCGGCGACCGCGCGCGCACCGUCGGCGACAUCCUCCGGGAGGACCGCGGCUCCACCACCAGCAGGAUCGCCGGCGGCGUUAGCAGGGCCGCGCUGGAGAGGCUAAAGGCCGCCCUAGACGACGCGCUUGAGCUCGUCGAGUCCCAGCGCCGCUCUGGUGGCUUGGGGAUCCCCAAGCUGAUCACCAGCGGCAGGACGGCCGCGAGGUUCCAGGACGUCGAGACCAGGAUCACCGCCUGCAUCGUGGAUCUCGGCCUCGCGGAGCAGAUAGCAGCUGGCCGUCGUGACCACCGCGCCAAGGAAGAAGCCGCGCCGGUGCACGAACCGCCGCCGCCGCAGCAGCAGCAUCAGGGUAAGGAUGGGCCGUCCUUGCCACAGGGCUACCAAGCCCAAGCGCAGUCCGCGCCACCUCCGGUGAGCUUCUAUGACCAGUACCUGCAGCAGGCGCAGCAGUCCUUGCUGCAGGCCUACCUACCGCAGUCCGCGCCACCGCCGCCGCCGGCGCAGCAGGGCAAUGAUGUUCUGCAGGCCUACCUAUCGCAGUCGGCGCAGCGGGGUAAGGACGCGCAGGACUUCCUGCAGGACUACCAUGCGCAGUCGGCGCAGCGUGGCAAGGAGGCGCAGGCCUUCCUGCAGGAGUACCAUGCGCAGUCAGCGCAGCGCGGCAAGGAGGCGCAGGCCUUCCUGCAGGUGUACCAUGCGCAGCGCGAGCAGCUGGGUAAGGAGGCGCAGGCCUCCCUGCAGGAGUACCAUGCGCAGUCGGCGCAGCGGGGCAAGGACGCGCAGGCCAUGCUGCAGGGCUACCUUGCGCAGUCGGCGUCGUCGCAGCAGCAGGGUCAGGAUGUGCAGUCCUUGCUCAAGGGCUAUGGCUACUUCGCGAUGUGAUCAAAUCAACCUAGCUGCCGAUACAAGGCGGUACGUCGUGGCGGCGAUCGAUCUCACCGGCACCGAGGCGAGCUGGCAUGGAUCGGAGGUACGGGUGAUCAUGGUUUCCUGCAACAAAUAAUUUCCCAACAAAACAUCCUAUUGUCUGCUGACUCUGGUCUUGGCUGAUUAUGGUGUUAAGCUGGAUGCCAUGUUUUCUUUUUUCCAUUUUAACGGAAAUGUGCAUGUGAUUGUUGAAUGGUAUAACUGGAUUAUCCUUUUUCGGACAUUUGCACUGCACGAAGCUUAUCGUGGUACUCCCUUCAUCCCAAAAUGUAAAGCGUCUAAGGAUUAAUCAAAAGUUAAUGUUUUUUUAAGUUUGACCAAGUUUAUACACAAAAAUAAUCAUUUACAG